Molecule: messenger RNA, 2949 nt
Organism: Arachis duranensis
Lineage: Eukaryota; Viridiplantae; Streptophyta; Magnoliopsida; Fabales; Fabaceae
Product: alpha-glucosidase
Exons: 5
Coding region: 16-2730 (904 amino acids)
Biological process (GO): carbohydrate metabolic process
Molecular function (GO): carbohydrate binding; hydrolase activity, hydrolyzing O-glycosyl compounds
Source: RefSeq, a predicted model, not a curated record
UAUUUUAUUCAUUCCAUGACUGAACUAUUGUCCUUCUACAAAAGAGAAAAGUCCCUCACACUCAACACACUCACUAUGCUUCCCUUGUUAUUGUUCUUGUGCAUCAUAUUUAGGCAUGGAGUUGAAGCUUCCACACCAACAGAAGUAGUUGGAUAUGGCUACACCAUCUCAAGUGUGGCCAGUGAUCACUUUGGGAAGUCGUUGACUGCUACUCUUAGCCUCAUCAAAUCUUCUUCUCUCCAUGGACCUGACAUCCCACAACUCAAACUCUCUGCCAGUUUUGAGAACAAGGAUAGGCUAAGAGUAACAAUAACAGACUCUACCCACCAAAGAUGGGAGAUCCCAGAAGAAGUGAUUCCUAGAGGUUCCUAUUACCCUCACUGCUCUCUCAGCACCAAACAAUUCCCUUCUAAACAAGAAGUAAAACUAUCUCUGACAACAGCAAACUCAGACCUCAUAUUCAGCCUCCACAACACCACCCCAUUUGGCUUCACUAUCUCGCGCAAGUCCUCCAAGGACAUCCUCUUUGAUACCUCACCAGACCCUUCCAACCCUUCAACUUUCAUUGUGUUCAAGGACCAGUAUCUUCAGCUAUCUUCCUCACUCCCAAGUGAAAGAGCCUCCCUUUACGGUUUUGGUGAGCACACAAAGAGUUCCUUCAAGUUGCAACCAAACCAGACCCUCACACUAUGGAAUGCAGAUAUUGCUAGUUUCAACCUUGACUUGAACCUUUAUGGCUCUCACCCUUUUUACAUGGAUGUAAGGAAAGGGUCUAAAGAUGGAAGAGUGAAGUCUGGGAGCACACAUGGGGUGUUGCUGCUAAAUAGCAAUGGGAUGGAUGUUGUAUAUGGUGGCGACCGUAUAACUUACAAGGUGAUUGGUGGAUUGUUUGAUCUUUACUUUUUUGCUGGAUCAUCGCCCGAGCUGGUGAUGGAGCAGUACACUGAACUCAUUGGAAGACCUGCUCCUAUGCCUUAUUGGUCUUUUGGUUUUCAUCAGUGUAGAUGGGGCUACAAGAAUGUAAGUGAUCUCAAGGGUGUGGUUGCCAACUAUGCAAAAGCAAACAUACCCCUUGAAGUUAUGUGGACAGAUAUCGAUUACAUGGAUGCAUAUCAAGAUUUCACCCUUGAUCCUAUCAACUUUCCACGGGAUAAGAUGAAAACAUUUGUUGAUACCCUUCACCAAAAUGGCCAGAAAUAUGUGCUUAUCUUGGAUCCUGGUAUCCAUGUGAAUCAAACAUAUGCAACUUUUGUCAGAGGAUUGGAGGAUGAUAUAUACAUCAAGAGAAAUGGAGUCAAUUACCUUGGUCAAGUUUGGCCUGGACCAGUUUACUACCCUGAUUUCUUGAAUCCAAGCAGCCAAAAGUUUUGGGGUACAGAAGUCAAAUUAUUUAGAGAGCUUCUCCCAUUUGACGGUAUUUGGCUUGACAUGAAUGAGUUGUCUAAUUUCAUCACUUCUCCCCCGAAUCCAUCGUCUAGUCUUGACAACCCUCCCUAUAAAAUUAAUAAUUCCGGAGUUAUGCAACAGAUCAAUUACAGAACAGUCCCGGCAACAUCUUUACAUUUUGGCAAUAUCACUGAAUAUGAUUCCCAUAAUUUAUAUGGACUCUUAGAAUCCAAAGCAACCAACAAGGUUUUAAAGGAUAUAAGUGGCAAAAGGCCAUUCAUUCUCAGUAGAUCAACUUUUGUUAGUUCUGGCAAGUACACAGCUCACUGGACAGGAGAUAAUGCUGCCACAUGGAAUGAUUUAGCAUACUCAAUCCCUUCUAUUUUAAAUUUUGGAAUAUUUGGAAUUCCAAUGGUUGGAGCAGAUAUAUGUGGCUUUUCGGGAAAUACAACUGAAGAACUUUGUAGGCGCUGGAUCCAGCUGGGGGCUUUUUAUCCCUUUACAAGAGAUCAUUCGGACAACACUUCCAAUAGGCAAGAGCUAUAUCUUUGGGAUUCAGUUGCUGAAUCGGCUAGGAAAGUGCUCGGCCUGCGCUAUUGCCUCCUCCCUUACCUUUACACACUAAUGUAUGAGGCACACACAAAAGGGACACCAAUUGCAAGACCCCUUUUCUUUUCAUUUCCUGAGGAUGUCACAACAUAUGAUAUAAGUUCACAGUUUCUUCUAGGAAAAGGGGUUUUAGUGUCACCUGUACUAAAGCCGGGGGCUAUAACGGUUGAUGCAUACUUCCCUGCAGGAAACUGGUUUGAUCUCUUCAAUUUCUCGAAUUCAGUGAGUGCUGAAUCAGGAAAAUAUGUUACCCUUGAUGCUCCAUCUGAUCACAUAAAUGUGCAUGUUGGUGAAGGUAACAUCUUGGCCAUGCAAGGAGAGGCAUUGACAACAGAAGCCGCCCGGAAGACCCGAUUUCAUCUUGUGGUGGUUGUUAGUAGCAGCAAAACUAGCUAUGGACAAGUUUAUUUGGAUGAUGGGGAGACACUUGACAUAUCAGGACAGAAUGAGCCAUGGACAUUGGUUAGUUUUUAUGGUGCAUUGCAGAAAAAUAGUGUUUUUGUUGCAUCUAAUGUCACUAAUGGAAGAUUUGCCCUGGAACAAAGAUGGAUCAUAGAAAAGGUCACUUUCUUGGGAAUACCUAAGCAUAAGAGAAUAAGUUAUAUGAAUGGAACAGGUUCACUGAAGAUGGUUGUCAAGACUCACAAUGAUGACUCCUCACAGUUUGUUACUAUACAAGUUUCAGAAUUGUCACUGCUUAUUGGAGAGGAAUUUAAGCUUGAAAUUGAAAUAUAAGGAACAAGGGAAAUUAAAGUUGUUUUUUUCUUUUUAUCUACUGAAGGAAUGUUCUUGCUGUAGGUAUUCCUCACAAAUGUCAUGUUCUGUAACAAAAAUAAAGAAUACUAUCAACAUGGCUGGGAAUCUAAGUACUAAGAAACCAUAUCUGUAUUAAUACUGUGGUUGUAUAGCGUGAUUGGUUUGCUGUUUUAAAUGAUUUUAUUGUGUUAGAGCUCA